Saprolegnia parasitica CBS 223.65 is the source of this 555-nucleotide messenger RNA. RefSeq lists its product as hypothetical. The record is from RefSeq and is a predicted model, not a curated record. Bases 1 to 555 code for a protein of 184 amino acids. The transcript has a single exon. Lineage: Eukaryota; Oomycota; Saprolegniomycetes; Saprolegniales; Saprolegniaceae.
AUGGUGGUCGUCCUCCGCGACGAGUGCUCGCUCGUCCUCGCGUGGCUCCUCGAAGGCCUCUGCCUGCUUCCCGCGCUCGCGCUGACGUCGGCCGAGAACGCGGUCGUCGUCUUUGGCAUCUUUGCGCUCGCGUCCGGCGCCGGGCUCCUCCUCAGCUUCUCGUCGACGUGCCGCCACCGGCGCGCGUGCCAGUUUCUCCACGCAGGCUACAUUGCUUGGAUCUUCUACACGCUGCAGCUGCUCUUCAUUACGGUCGUCGGCAUGAGCAUCUACAACUUCCUGCUGCCGUUUGACGCGGGCGCCGAGUUUCGCUUCUACUGCGCCGAGCUCCACCUGGACAAGAACCUCUCGGGCACGUCGUGCGCGCAGCUUCAAAGCCGCCUCGCGCAGGCACUCGUCAUCUUGACGCUCGACGCGUGCGUCGGCGUGCUCAUGCUCGUGCUCGGCCAGCGCAUCGCGCAGAAGCAGCACAUCGAGUACACGCGCGUUCAGAAGGAGAUCGAGAAGGCCAACCAGUCGCCGAGCCAGAACACCUUGUUGGGCCACCACGUGUAA